CGCUCCAGCCGUAAAGCCGCGCGCGGUGCAGUGAGGCCGGCCGGUGCAGCGAGAAUAACAGGCCGCGACUGGGGAAGCGUGGCAGUUGGGAGUGGAGGGUACAGUGUUUAAACAGCGGCAGCGGGUCUGUGGUGUGCAGUGUGCUGCAUAUAACUCUAAACGCGGAGAUCUCCUGUGCUCAGCUGUUCUACACUUCUAUACCUGCGGUGCUUUACCUGGGCGCCUGGAUCAGCUGUUUCCAACAACACAGGGGUGUCCGCUCCGCGUCGCGCGUCUUGUGCGCGCUGCAGCCCGCACAGUGGUCGACCUCGGGCGGCGGCGGUCGAUAGCGGCGGUCGACUGCGCGCAUGCGCGGCGAGGCCGCGGCCGCCAUGGGCUGGCGCUGCUACUGCUGCGCUGACGGCGGCACGUGUUCCGGCGCGGCCAGCCCAGCCGCCGACGGGGACGGCGACGACGCCGAGUCGACGCGGCCGCUGCACAGUGGUACCGCGGACGCGCCGCCGGCCAGGGGCUGCAAGUCCGUCUUCUACUGCUGCGAGGGCACAUGCUCCACAGGCUGCGCCCACGCCGCCGCCGCUGACGCCGCCAAGAGCGACGCGCCGCCGGCCAUGCGCGGCCACAUCGUGCUGGGCACCCCUGUCGACGUAGCGGAGGACGCGGCGCGGCACUUCGAGCUCCUGGCGCAGUUUCCAGAAGAUGUGCAGAUCUCCAGGCCGGGCGUCCCGUAUGUUGGGGAGCUGCCGGUGGUGCUACAGCCGGGACGCAUGGUACUGGUGCAAGGUCGAGUCACUCCAAACGCCAUCAGGUUCUCGGUGAACCUGGCGUGCGGUUCGGAGCCGACGUCGGACAUCGCGCUGCACGUGAACCCGCGCUUCGACGAGCGUCGCUUGGUGCGCAACGUGCGCAUGGCCGGCACCUGGGGCGAAGAGGAGUCUUCUGCGUCCUGGCCCUUCCCCAUGGGCCGACAGCUCCCCUUCGCGCUGCUCAUCUACGCGACGACUGACGUCUACUAUAUAGCCAUUAAUGGAAGGCACUACUGUACAUAUACACAUCGUAUACCAUUGCAGAAAGUUCAGGUUGUCCAUAUAAGUGGUGAUGUUGAAGUUGACUUACUGGAAUAUCGAAGGGUUGAGAUCUAUCCUGAACAGUAUCCAGGCUACAAAAAUCCAACUGUAAAAAUUCCAAUGAAUAAGUCCCUGCGAGAUGAGCAUGAAGAUCCACUGGAUACGCCUUUUACUGGAAGUUUAGAAGAAUUUGGUAUUGGCCAUGAGCUUGAGAUUACUGGAAGAGUAAAAAUAUUGCCUCACUCGUUCUAUGUAAACCUUCAAAGUGGAUCAUACGUGUGUCCACAUCCAAUUAUUCCACUUCACAUCAACCCUCGUUUCCGUGCAGGUUACACAAUGGUACGAAAUGCUUGGGUGAAAGGCAAAUGGGGUACUGAGGAGAAGGCGCACUGCUCGCAUUUCCGACCUGGUCGACCAUUCUGCUUAAAAAUUGUGUGCACUGAAGACCAGUAUUCUGUGUAUGUGGAUGGGUCAUUGAUGGACAGUUUCAAAUACAGGUGUUCUCCGCAAAUUGUGGACACAUUGUACAUCCAUGGUGAUAUUGUGUUAAAAGAUAUUGUUGUGAAAUGAGAGACUUCCUUGGAAUGUUUGACUGUCAGCUGUUCCAUCUGUGUCAUUUACAUGGUGUAACAUGUAGUAAGUGGUGUUCAGUUCAAAGGCAGUUUUUGUGGUUUCCUUCCAAUAGACAGUUAACAAGGGUAAUGUGGGGGCCAAAAUCUAUGAAUGACAUAUUUUGUAAACUUUAUCAAAUUUGUACUUGUAUUUAUAAAAACAUGCUAAGCAAAAGUAUUAUUUCUUGAAAUUAUUUUUUAAAGGUUGAUUAGCAAUCUCUGUGACUUGCUUAGGAAUAAUUUGCUAAUAUAUUUUUGCCACUGAUGCACUGAUUUGUAGACUUGCUUUAUAGUUCCAUUGCUACAGUGUAGCAUGUAACAUGGUUGAACAAUAUUUUGUAAAUAAAUUUUGAGUAACCUGGAAA
Schistocerca serialis cubense is the source of this 2040-nucleotide messenger RNA. Its product is annotated as galectin-6-like. The transcript has 7 exons. Lineage: Eukaryota; Metazoa; Arthropoda; Insecta; Orthoptera; Acrididae. The record is from RefSeq and is a predicted model, not a curated record. Gene Ontology annotation, molecular function: carbohydrate binding. Bases 348 to 1634 code for a protein of 428 amino acids.